Messenger RNA from Paramormyrops kingsleyae, 1688 nucleotides. RefSeq names its product hippocampus abundant transcript 1 protein-like. Gene Ontology annotation, molecular function: transmembrane transporter activity. Gene Ontology annotation, cellular component: membrane. Lineage: Eukaryota; Metazoa; Chordata; Actinopteri; Osteoglossiformes; Mormyridae. Gene Ontology annotation, biological process: transmembrane transport. The record is from RefSeq and is a predicted model, not a curated record.
GCGGCACGGCGUCGCAGCAGGGGGCGGUGCGCCCGCCGUUCAGGAAGAUGGGCCAUCGUGAGGCGGAGGCGUGAGAACCCCUCGGAUCGUGCGAUAUUUACCCGUAAGCGGCGUCGAUCAUCCGCACGUCACUGUACGGCUGCCGAGGAUGGGUGCGAGUUAACGAUGACCGGGGAGAAGAAGAAGAAGAAGCGGCUGAACCGCAGUAUUCUUCUCGCCAAGAAAAUCAUUAUUAAAGAUGGAGGCACUUCUCAGGGCAUCGGUGAGCCUAGCGUCUACCAUGCCGUGGUGGUCAUCUUCCUGGAGUUCUUCGCCUGGGGUCUACUUACGACACCGAUGCUCACGGUGUUACACCAGACCUUCCCACAGCACACCUUCCUGAUGAACGGGCUGAUUCAUGGCGUCAAGGGUCUGCUGUCUUUCCUGAGCGCCCCCCUGAUUGGGGCGCUCUCCGACGUAUGGGGUCGCAAAUCCUUCCUGCUGCUCACGGUCUUCUUCACCUGUGCUCCCAUCCCCCUGAUGAAGAUCAGCCCCUGGUGGUACUUCGCGGUCAUCUCCAUGUCAGGCGUGUUCGCCGUCACCUUCUCCGUGAUCUUCGCCUAUGUGGCUGACAUCACGCAGGAGCACGAGCGAAGCACGGCCUACGGCUUGGUGUCCGCCACCUUUGCGGCAAGCCUGGUGACGAGCCCGGCCAUCGGCGCCUACCUGUCGGCGACUUACGGCGACACGCUGGUGGUGGUGCUGGCCACGGGCGUGGCCCUGCUGGACGUGGGCUUCAUCCUGGUGGCCGUGCCGGAGUCCCUGCCGGAGAAGAUGAGGCCGGCCUCCUGGGGGGCGCCGAUCUCCUGGGAGCAGGCCGACCCCUUCGCCUCCCUGCGCAAGGUGGGCCAGGACUCCACGGUCCUGCUCAUCUGCAUUACGGUGUUCCUGUCCUACCUUCCCGAGGCUGGCCAAUACUCCAGUUUCUUCCUCUAUCUCAGACAGGUCAUAGGGUUUACCUCAGAGACGGUGGCAGCCUUCAUCGCAGUGGUGGGAAUCCUGUCCAUCCUGGCCCAGACGGUGGUGCUGGGAGUCCUAAUGCGCUCCAUCGGGAACAAAAACACCAUCCUUCUGGGCCUGGGCUUUCAGAUACUGCAGCUGGCCUGGUAUGGCUUUGGAUCUCAGCCCUGGAUGAUGUGGGCAGCUGGGGCGGUGGCCGCCAUGUCCAGCAUCACUUUCCCGGCCAUCAGUGCCAUCGUGUCCCGCAAUGCCGACCCUGACCAGCAGGGUGUGGUCCAGGGCAUGAUCACCGGCAUCCGUGGCCUUUGUAACGGCCUGGGCCCGGCGCUCUACGGCUUUGUGUUCUACCUGUUCCAUGUGGAGCUCAGCGAGAUAGAGCCAGAGGGCACACCGGAGAAGAACACGCAGCCCAACAUGGCCAACCCCACCGAUGAGAGUGCCAUCAUUCCCGGCCCCCCUUUCCUGUUUGGGGCCUGCUCUGUGCUGCUCUCCCUGCUGGUGGCGCUCUUCAUACCCGAGCACAGCGGCCUCGGCCUCCGGCCCCCUGGCUACAAGAAGCACGGUGGCACUGCCCAGGGCCACGCCCACAGCCACGCCCACAGCCCGCAGGCCGGGGGGGGUGAGGGCAAGGAGCCUCUCCUGGAGGACAGCAAUGUGUAGUGGAGCCCACCCCCCCCCAGCCCAUCCCA